CUGAGCAAAAAUAAUAACUGUAUUAUACUCACCACUCUCUUGCUUUAUUUCUUUAUUCAGACUAACUUCUGUUUUAUUUUGAAGGGAAAUUAUUUUCCUGUGCAGAGUUUCAGUUUCAUUUCUGCAUCAUCCAGACCAUAAGCACUCAGGCACACAUCCUGUUCAAACUUGACAUCCGUCAGUCUAGAAGAGAGAGAAGGAGAUAUAAACAGUGAAUAAACAUCAAAAGUUCACUGAGUAUCCUCUGCAGACAUUAGCCAACCAGCUGUCCACUAUGAACUCACUGCUAACCAGGAGCCAGCAGACAUCAAUCUGCUCUCAGCUGGGAAGAGUCAAACUACAGCUGCUGUAUAAGGCCAGCAUCCAUGGUUUCACCGGAGCUGCCUUCCACCAGCGAUGUGACAACCGCGGCCCCACAGUGUCUGUGGGAUAUAACACCUCCGGUUACGUGUUUGGAGGCUACACCAAGCAGCCUUUCAGUCAGUCUGGUCAGUACGUGCACGAUGACCAGGCCUUUCUCUUCACCUUUAGUGGAGAAAAGAUUCUCAAAUAUCCAGUCACUGGCCCUGGUAAUGCAGUGAGAAUGGUAGCUAACUCUGGUCCAUAUUUUGGAGAAGCACUGAUUCUUGUCACUGGAAGCCAAGCAGCAGUGACUUGUAAUCCAGGAAAUUAUUACAACUUCAAUGCAGCAGAAAUGCAUGGCAAUGACCUGAAACUGACUGAGUGUGAAGUCUAUCAAGUGGAAGAAACCACAGAGCUUGAGAGGCCAUGGAGGAAUAUAAUCUGGGAAUCUGAGAAGAGGAAGGAGCUGAUCGACAGUAUUAAGAGCUACAAACCCAUAGUCGGCUCUGUGUCCCAGGUUCGGGUUCUGCUCAUUGGACCAAUCGGAGCAGGAAAGUCCAGCUUCUUCAAUUCUGUCAACUCUGUAUUUAGAGGCCACGUUACGAGCCAGGCCAUUGCUGGCUGCUCUACAACCAGCCUCACCACACAGUUUCGCAGCUACUCUUUGAAAGAUGGGCGAGAAGGAAAACCUCUGCCAAUCAUCUUGUGUGACACCAUGGGAUUGGAGGAAAGCACAGGAGCAGGGGCUGAUCUAGAUGACAUCUGCAGUAUCCUUAAAGGACAUUUGCCAGACUGUUAUCAGUUCAACCCCUCUGCUCCGCUCCAUUCGGAGGCCCACGGCUAUCGUAAGUCUCCAAGGCUCAAGGACAAGGUCCACUGUGUGGCCUAUGUCAUUGAUGCCUGCAAGAUUUCCAUCAUGCCCACAAAGCUGGAGGAGAAGCUGGAUGCUAUCCGCAGAAAGGUCAACUUAAUGGGCGUUCCUCAGCUGGUCCUGCUCACUAAAACUGAUGAAGCCUGCCCUUUGGUGAAUGAGGAUGUGAGAAACGUUUAUAAGAGUGGCUACAUUAAGGAGAUGAUGCAGGAGGUCAGUGCUCGGCUUGGAGUGCCAUUGUCCUGUGUUGUUCCCGUGAAGAACUACAGCGAGGAGCUGGAGUUGGACAUGAACUGCGACAUCCUGCUGCUCAGCGCCAUCAUCCAAAUGCUUCGCUUCGCUGAUAAUUUCUUUGAUGAGAUCAGUGACCGAUUCAGCAACACUGAGAGUAAAGAAUAGGAAGUAUUUGUGCAGUAGAAACAAUAACCUGAGCAACUGGAAUGAAACAUCCCUCACACUGAUCCAAUCAUUUACUAACAGUUGAUCCUACCCAGUUUGAUUUUGUACCUCAGCUGCAAAAUGUCCAAUUUUCUUUGUUAUUUGGAUGUAAAUUCUGUGUAUCAGUAGAAAGUUGUUACAGUAUAAAUGUUUUCAUCUUUACAUUAUCAGUAUAAAGACUGCAAUUUAUUGCCAUUCAUACAUUAUAAGUUUUAUUAUAUUGCUGGCUUAUGUAGUGGGACAUUUCAAGUUAGCCGGUUUGGUCAACUGACACAUUAUCUGAUAUUUCUGUUAUCAUAAAUAUGAACAUUUAUUCUUUACUGUGUUAAGACAUUUUUAACUUUUGCAUCUUCAUCUUUUUGCUCUUUCUUGUGUUUGAGGCUGCAGUCACAGUCAGAGGGGCAAUUUAUCAGAGCUCAUCUGCUUCACCUCCUCAAGCCUGAUUUUCAUGCCAAGCGAAGAGUGAUGAUAUUUGGACUUCUGUGGCUUAGACUUUGUUUCAGCCCUCCUUGCAAGUUAAGAAUUUGUAUUCAUGCAUACAAAUGACUAAUUUGUGCACAAAACUAAUCUCUCUCUCUUUUUCUCUCUUAAGAUUUCUAGUAAUGCGCUUUAUCCGCUGCAGCAUUUGAUGUAUUUUUUCUUGUCAGGAAAACUUCCCAGUUUGUUGAGCUGGCAGAUAAACUCAUGUUUAUUGUUAUGUUGCAUGCUAUGUUGCCGUGGAGUAUUUUUGGAAAGUUAAAACAUUUUAAAUGUAUUUGUUUAAAAGAGAAAAUACAUUUCUGAAUUCCUGUUCAAAACCCUUAUUGUCCGUAAAAUGAAUAUUUCCAGUUAAUAUUUCUUCAGUAUAAAUAUUUGUAACACAGAUAUGACAGACGUGACAGAUUGUGAGAUGAACGAUGCGUGAUGGUGAAGAAGGAAAACGUCCCUCUCAUUCAACGAUAUUCAGCCAAUCAGAUGGCUGAAUAUAAAACUAAAUUUAAACUGAAGGCAUAUCAUUGUAGGUAAUGAAGUGGUCCAAAUCUUGAUUUAUAAUUUAUGAUUUAUGAUAUGAUCUUGAUUUUAAAACAAAUAACCUAUGGACUGCACACGUUACAUUUAAUAUACUGUACAUUCUUUUCCUAUAAUAUCCGGGUGACAGAGAAACGAAAGUUAAAAUUUAUCGACCUUAUCAAGGCACCUGAACUGUAGCCUAUCUCUAACUUCCAGUGAUCCUUCAAAAUAAAACAACUAUUCAGCCAUUCAACUAUUCAAGGGGGAAGAUGAGUAGUACAAGUACAAUGAAGUAAGGACACUCCUGAAUGAGUGAAUAAAAAGGUCAGGCUCAGGUAAGAUGAAGGCCUGCAAAAUCAGUCAAUCAAGUUCAAUAAAUUGCUUCAUGAACAAGACGGGUAACAAUUAGUUCUUGUAUAAGGUUUAAGAGUCUUGUCAUCAUGUUAAACCCCCAUGCCUACAAAUGUCACUUCUUUAGAUUUAAUUUAACUCAUUUAUUCUGAAGGCAGUAUCCUUGUACCGGUCUUGUUCAGAAAAGUCAGUGUCUGUUGCAUCAAGUAACAAUAGCCAACACACAGUGCUCAUCCUCAUCCACCUGGAAAGUGAUUAGGCUUCUUUUGCCUGAACUUUUUUAAUUGAAGAGGUAAAAUGAUCAUUUUUAAUACUUAAAAUGUUGAGAAGUAGUUCCUGUUAGUUAUAGGACUGAUAUGUCGAUUGGAAAAGCUAAUGUUUAAUUUAAAUGUUGUAUGACUGGGUCUGUGUCUAUGACUGAUGGCUAUUUGGCAGUCAAGCUUUACUUUUGCAUUCUUUUUUAUUAAAAAUAAUUUUAUUUUUUGCUUAAUGCGGGUGCAAAACACAUUAUAAGUACU
This is a messenger RNA of Toxotes jaculatrix (banded archerfish), 3510 nucleotides long. Its product is annotated as interferon-induced protein 44-like. The transcript is spliced from 8 exons. NCBI's taxonomy places the organism in Eukaryota, Metazoa, Chordata, Actinopteri, Toxotidae. Bases 275 to 1612 code for a protein of 445 amino acids. The record is from RefSeq and is a predicted model, not a curated record.